This is a messenger RNA of Pipistrellus kuhlii (Kuhl's pipistrelle), 1942 nucleotides long. RefSeq names its product mitotic spindle organizing protein 1 (gene MZT1). The transcript has 3 exons. The record is from RefSeq and is a predicted model, not a curated record. Gene Ontology annotation, biological process: mitotic spindle assembly; gamma-tubulin complex localization; microtubule nucleation by interphase microtubule organizing center. The coding region runs from base 99 to 353 and encodes 84 amino acids. Gene Ontology annotation, cellular component: spindle; gamma-tubulin ring complex; interphase microtubule organizing center. NCBI's taxonomy places the organism in Eukaryota, Metazoa, Chordata, Mammalia, Chiroptera, Vespertilionidae.
GGCGCGAUUGCCCGGCUGAAAGGAAGGUGCUCCACUUCCGGGUCAGACCCGACCCCUCUCCUCCCUCCCACCCCCCGCCGCCUCCCUCGGCCUCCGCCAUGGCGAGCAGUAGCGGCACCGGGGCCGCGGCGGCGGCGGCGGCGGCGGCGGCGAAUCUGAAUGCGGUGAGGGAGACCAUGGACGUUCUGCUCGAGAUUUCAAGAAUUUUGAAUACUGGCUUAGAUAUGGAGACUCUGUCUAUUUGUGUACGGCUUUGUGAACAAGGAAUUAAUCCAGAAGCUUUAUCGUCAGUUAUUAAGGAACUUCGAAAGGCCACUGAAGCACUAAAGGCUGCUGAAAAUAUGACAAGCUGACUUUCUAGAGAAUUCUUAAUGAGAUGUCAAACUCUGCAAGAGGAUUUGAAGAUUGAAUUGUACUCAAGAAUGUACAAUGAAAUUACUGCAUGCAGCAGUGUAGCAACAUUUUCCUUUUUAAAAGAAUUAUAAAACCAUAGCUUUAUAAAUCAAUGAAAACUGGCUUACAGAGAGGACUGUCAAAUGUGUUUACAUCACAUCUUGCUUUUUUAAACAGUGCUAAUGCUUUGGCAUUACAGUGUUCAUAUUUAUUCCUUAUUUAUAGAUCUGAUAGCUUUAAUUUUCUAAGCAGUCUAUCAGAUGUGCACAUCUGGUGAGACUGUUUGUAGUACAGCAGAACCCAUUAAUAGUAAUAUAGUAGUUAGGACUUGCUGACAUUUCCAUUAUAAACUUUAAUUUUAAAUUGUUUAUGCAAAAUAACUGUAUUUAUGUUGCAUUAGGCUAAAAGUUGACAGAAUUUCAACCACCAUUUGUGAAUUUUGAUUUAUAUUCAUUAUAUCAGAAUCAAAAACAUUUGUUCUAAUCUGUUUAACAAAAAAUGCUUAAUUUUUAAACAUAAACUUUGUCUGGCAUGAAUAGUGUGAAACAGAUCAAUUUUGUAUUGGUUGAAAAAUAAAACUUUUAGAAACUUAGAUUUUAAAAGUAAUGAUAGUACUUAGCUUUUACUUUUUAUUUGUCAAUUGAAUCAUUUAGUGAGAAUAUUAAUUGAGAAUGUUUUCCCCUUAGUUUUACACUUGAAACAUUUCAACAUGCAAAAUUCUUUUUAUGUUUAUUACAUAAAAAUAAAUUGAGUACUUACCUAAUAUAUCUUGAGUGGUUAUCUAAUAACUCAGUAGAUAGCUAUUAACAGGAACUGUCAUUCAACAUAUAUGUUACUAUUUUCUGAAGAAAUAAAGAUUUCCAGUCAUUAAACAAAAACUAAAUAAUCUAAUGUUCUGUAAUGACUUUUUAAGAUUAUUUUUGUGUGUCAUUUUACUAUAGAGUUUUAACUAAUCAGAAUUUACUUCAUAAUAAAUUUUGAUUCUGUUUCUGUAAUAGAAUCUCAAUGGAAUAUUAUUCUCAAGACUAAUGCAAAUUUAAUCUGACUUCAUUUUAGAAUUUGUUAGUUUCCAUUUAAAUGGCAGAAUAAGACAAACUGAAAUGAUUUUAGUAAAGCUGACUAAUAUUUAAAUAACAGUCUUCUGUACUAUUUUAAAAAUCUAGUCUUUUGAGUAUUUAAACAUUUUAAAUGUAUGACAUCUUCACCAAGUUUACUGGAAGGUGUAUUGGGAGGCAAGAACAUGUGAUGAGAAGUCAUUUUAUUUGCUUACAGAUACUUAUUGCAUGUUGUUAUUUAUAAAAUUAUAGAACACUUGUCAAGUUAAUAGUUAAAUUGUUUAUGACUUUAUAGAUUAAAGUUAUUUAUGAAUAAAACAGCAGGAAAAAAUAUUGAGGAAUUAUGUUUACAGAGGACUUCUUUAGUAUGUUAUGUUUCUUAAAUGUAAACAUAUUUUUAAUGCAUAUUUAAUAUUUAAAGAAACCAAAGUAAUGUUACAGUCAUAGUGUUGUGCAUGUUGUCAUUGACAAAAAUAAAACCCAUUUCGGUGGUA